Molecule: messenger RNA, 4192 nt
Organism: Gekko japonicus
Lineage: Eukaryota; Metazoa; Chordata; Lepidosauria; Squamata; Gekkonidae
Gene: CRIM1
Product: cysteine rich transmembrane BMP regulator 1 (chordin-like)
Exons: 17
Coding region: 42-3170 (1042 amino acids)
Cellular component (GO): extracellular region
Molecular function (GO): protein binding; serine-type endopeptidase inhibitor activity
Source: RefSeq, a predicted model, not a curated record
CUCCGUGUGGAUCCGCGGGGGCUUCUCCGGCCCUGGCCGGGAUGUACCUGGCAACGCUGUCGGCGGGGCGGAGGCGCCGGGGCAGCGGCGGCGACUGGCACCUGGCGGCGGGGCGGCUCCUGUUCCUGGCGCUGCUGCUCUUGGGGGAGUCCGGGACGCGGGCGUUCGUCUGCCUGCCGUGCGACGAGUCCAGGUGCGAGGAGCCCAAGAACUGCCCCGGCGGCGUCGUCCUGGACAUCUGCGGCUGCUGCUUCAUGUGUGCCCGGCAACGCAACGAGAGUUGUGGGGGCUUCUUUGGGCUCCACGGAGCCUGCGACAAGGGGCUGCGCUGCGUGAUCCGACCCCCGCUCAACGGAGACUCCCUCACCGAAUACGAAGCGGGCGUCUGUGAAGAUGAAAACUGGGAUGAUCAGCUACUUGGAUUUGAGCCUUGCAAUGAAAACCUGAUAACAGGCUGCAAUAUAAUCAAUGGAAAAUGCGAAUGUGAUACUAUUAGGACCUGUAGUAAUCCCUUUGAGUUUCCAAGCCGGGAUACUUGUCUAUCAGCUUUAAAAAAGAUUGAAGAAGAAAAGCCUGACUGUUCCAAGGCCCGUUGUGAAGUACAGUUUUCUCCUCGCUGUCCAGAAGAUUCCAUUUUGAUUGAAGGCUAUGCUCCACCUGGUGAAUGCUGUCCUCUCCCAAGCCGCUGUGUGUGCAAUCCUACGGGGUGUUUGAGGAAAGUUUGCCAGCCUGGCUAUUUGAAUAUAUUGGUUUCUAAAGCAUCAGGCAAACCAGGGGAAUGCUGUGACUUUUAUGAAUGUAAACCAGUUUUCAGCGUAGACUGCAGUACAGUAGAGUGUCCUCCUGUCCAGCAAGUUGUUUGCCCCUUGGAUAGCUAUGAAACCCAAGUCAGGCUGACAGCUGAUGGAUGUUGUACUCUUCCUACAAGGUGCGAGUGUCUUUCUGGUUUAUGUGGUAUUCCAAAAUGUGAGGCAGGCUACAUCCCCCAAAUAGUGUCACGUGGAGACGGAACGCCUGGCAAGUGCUGUGAUGUUUUUGAAUGCGUCAGUGAAGUGAAGCCAGCCUGUAUAUAUAAUAGUGUGGAAUAUUAUGAUGGAGAUAUGUUUCGAAUGGAUGCUUGCCGUUUUUGUCGGUGUCAAGGUGGCGUCUCUAUUUGUUUCUCCGCACAGUGUGGGGAGCUACAUUGUGAGAGAUACUAUGUACCAGAAGGAGAGUGCUGUCCAGUAUGCGAAGAUUCGGUUUCUCCAGUUAGUAACCCGGCUGGCUGUUAUGCUGAUGGCCAGAUCCAAGCACAUGGUGAUCGCUGGAGGGAAGAUGAUUGUACUUUCUGCCAGUGUAUCAAUGGAGAGUCCCAUUGUGUUGCCACAGCCUGUGGACAGAACUGCUUGAAUCCUGUAAAAGUUCCUGGGGAAUGCUGCCCAAUGUGUGAAGAACCAACUUAUAUCACAAUAGGUCCUCCCACAUGUUAUCCUCUCGUGAACUGCACGUUAACUGAGAGAGACUGUGUCUACAACUUCAGAGUUGACCAGAAUGGUUGUCGCAUCUGUCAAUGCAAAACAAGAGAGGAGCUGUGUAUUGACCUCAUGGAAGGUUGUUCCUUGGUUUGUCCCUUCGGUUUCCAGACUGAUGACCGCAACUGUAAGAUCUGUCAGUGCCGACCACGACCUAAGAAAUGCAAGCCCAUAGUAUGUGACAAGUACUGUCCAUCUGGAUACCUGAAGAACAAACAUGGAUGUGAAAUCUGUCGAUGUAAGAAAUGCCCAGAACAGUCAUGCGACAAGAUCUGCCCUAAUGGCUUCCAGCAGGAUAAUGAAGGCUGUCUUAUCUGCAAAUGUAGAGAGUUACCAGCUUCUGUAAUGCCACCAGCUAAGACUGGUUCUUGCCUGUCAGUGGAUGGGCACCGUCAUGAAAAUGAAGAAAGUUGGCAUGAUGGCUGCCGUGAAUGUUACUGCCAUAAUGGACGGGAAAUGUGUGCUUUGAUCACCUGCUCUGUACCCAAUUGUGGAAAUCCCACCAUACAUCCAGGCAAAUGUUGUCCAUCAUGUCCAGAUGAAUCUACUUUACAGAAGCCAGAACUCAGUGGUCCGACUAUCUGCUAUGUUCCAGGUGGCGAGUACUUUGUGGAAGGAGAUACAUGGAACAUUGAUUCUUGCACACAAUGUACUUGUCAUAAUGCACGAGUUUUGUGCGAGACUGAAGUCUGUCCCCCUCUUCUUUGUCGAAAUCCCACCCGUUCGCAAGAUUCAUGCUGUCCACAGUGCCCAGAUGAGCCCGCUCAGCCUUCCUUGUCAAGCAACGAGAGCAUGCCUAGCUACUGCAAAAAUGAUGAAGGUGAUAUUUUCCUGACUGCUGAAUCCUGGAAACCAAAUGUUUGUGCUAGCUGUGUUUGCAUGGAUGGUACUAUCAGCUGCUACUCUGAGUCUUGCCCACCAGUGUCCUGUGACAGGCCUGUUCUGAGAAAGGGCCAGUGUUGCCCUUAUUGUAUAGAAGACACAACAUCAAAGAAAGCAGUUUGUCACUUUAAUGGGAAAACAUAUGCAGAUGAAGAACGUUGGGACAUUGACAGCUGCACACACUGCUACUGCCUGCAGGGUCAGACCCUUUGUUCCACUGUCAGCUGCCCUCCUCUUCCUUGUGUGGAACCCAUCAAUGUUGAAGGAAGUUGCUGCCCCAUGUGCCCAGAGAUGUAUGUACCUGAACCUACCAACAUUCCAAUUGAGAAGACAAACCAUCGAGAAUAUAAUGAACUGGAAGGACCAGUUUGGCCUACGCUCAAUGAAAAUGACAUUGUUCGUAUCCAUAGAGAUAUGGGUCACCUUCAGGGGGAUUUUAGAGAAAACAGAGGAUCAGAAUCAAGCACAGAGGAAUCUCUUAGCUCUCUUGCUUGGGUGACGGUGCCCAUCAUGACAGCCCUUGUUCUUAUCAUAGCACUUCUACUUGUCAAUCAGAAGAAACAGUGGAUACCAGUAUCCUGCUACAGAGCCCCAUCAAAGCCUUCCUGCCUAAACAAUCAACUGGUAUAUGUGGACUGCAAGAAAGGAACUAUGGUUCAGGUAGACAGUUCUCAGAGGAUGCUAAGAAUUGCUGACCCAGAUUCAAGAUACAGUGGAUUCUACAGCAUGCAAAAACAGAACAACUUACAGGCAGAUAAUUUCUAUCAAACAGUGUGAGAAGCUGCAUCCUUACCAAGAAGUUAAGAAGAAACAAAGACUGAGUCUGCUAUUAAAAUUAGAAUUGUGCACUUGCUUAGUGGAUUGUAUUGGAUUUGUGACUUCAUGUACAACUCUAAGACCUUACUGGGAUGGGCUCUGACUCCUGCAAUGUGCCAGAACAAGCAUUCCCUCUUCUUGCGAUAACUGACCAAGUGUUUUCUUAGAACCAAAGUUAUAAAACAUUAAGAUGUUUUGCUUGCAACAUAGUAUUAGAGGUUGUUUGGAAAGAGGAAAUUGAAAUUGUGCUUGAGUGGUUAUAACAGGAAGUCUCAAAGAGAAGAAGCUGGUCAGCUUAGCUUGGAGUCAAAGCAAAUAAGAAUAUAGCUUUUUCCUGUCACUUCAAAAUUGCAUUUAUUGCAAUGAAGUUAUAAGCAUAACCCUACCUGAACUCAAAUAACAAAGUAUAGGGUUUUUUAGGCUGUGCUACAAAAAUAUACUCCUAGGAGAGUACCUGUCAUGUCACAGGUGUGGGGUAGCUGCAACUAUUGUUUUUCUACCUGAUCAUAAACUGCAAUAGCUAAUGACAUAGCGAGGAAAACAUUAUAGCAGAAAUACAAAGGGUGAGUUUAUUGAAUAUGUGUACAGUUAUACCUUGUGCUGCUUUUUGUUUUUCCUUGCGAUGCUGAUUGUCCAGAUUUUGGCAGUUAGCAAAUGGCUAAGGCCUGUAUAAUUCCUGAUAUGAGCACUGGAUCUUUCGACAACAGUAUUGAAGAGGGAGAGAAAGGAAGAAAAAGUUAAAAACACCAUCUGAUUCCAGAACUUGUGAUGUGUGUGUGUUUUCUUUUUUUUUUCAUUGUGUAUCAAUUUCAGGUGGUCCAAAUAUUUUCAUUUGAGGGAAAGAAAAAAAAUGAUGUUGGAUGAAGAUCUUGCUCAAUUAGUUUUUUUAAUCAUUGUAAGGGUUUCUUUUUGUUAUUUACUGAUUAUGCAGACUAGAAACAACUUCCAUGCUAGGAAGCUGCUUAAUUUUAAUUGUAUAUUAC